GAUUUAAUCAUUUGACUGCAUACCAUUUUUCCCACAGGACUAGCGCCUCAUUUAGUGUAAACGAAGGACAGUGUCUGGGAAUGGAGCUGGUCUCUGCAUUUCCUUGACUGCAUUUCCAUGUGUGACUACAAGCCCUAUUUACCACCGUACAACCCGAAGAAUGCACAGCAUUCAGAACCACCAGCUUCUUCAUUAGGUUUUCUGAGAUGGCUUUACUUCAGCAUCGGAGUAUUUUCUAUUGCAGAGUAGAAAACCAUGGGAAAUUUUAAAGGCCAUGCCCUCCCUGGAAGCUUUUUCCUUCUUUUUGGCUUGUGGUGGUCAGUGAAGUACCCCCUGAAAUAUGUCUGCCGAAAGAACAAGAGCGCUUGCUACCUGGGCUCCAGGGCAGGACUUCAGCGCCUGGAAUUUGUUGAGGGGAUCAUCAAAGCUGUCUUUGCCCUGAUUGGAAUGGUGGCUGAGCAAUUUGUUCCUGAUGGACCUCACCUGAAGUUGUAUAAUUAUGAGGAAAAGCACUGGGAUCACCUGAUGAACUGGCAGCACGCCACCAUGUAUCUCUUUUAUGGCAUAUCAGGCUUGGUCGACAUUGUGGCUCACGGUACUAAUGCGUUGCCAGUGGCCAUGGACAGGAUGAUGCUUUCGUUAGCAGUUUUUAUUGAAGGUUUUCUCUUUUGCUACCACCUUCAUGGGAGAGCCAUGCUGGAUAUUCAUGUUCAUCAGUUACUGCUGUUUGCUAUCUUUGGAGCUGCUGUUUGCAUAUUUCUGGAAGUUUUCUUCCGUGGCAGUAUUGUACUUGAGAUGCUCCGAACAAGCCUCUGCAUAUUACAAGGCAGCUGGUUCUGGCAGAUUGGCUUUGUUCUUUAUCCUCCAAACGGGAGCCCAGAGUGGAAUCAAACAGAUCAUACCAAUAUGAUGUUCCUGACCAUGUGCUAUUGCUGGCAUUAUGCUUUUGCUUUUCUUAUACUUGCAGUAAAUUACACAAUUGUCAGCUGGGCAGUUCGGUCAAAGAUUAAGCAGUCCCAGUCCAUGGAAAUGGGAUUACUGAAAACAUCUGAAAGAGAUCAGGAGUCAGAAGAUGAAAUCUAGUAUGAAUAUGGCUUGAUUAGUUUACCUGCUCUACCAUUAGGCUAAUUGAUACCUCAUUUUUCAAUUUGUUUACCAUCUUAUUCACUCUUUACUGCUACUUGCUAUGCAAAUAUCAUCCCCUGAGUAGAGUCUACAUCUACAGAAUUAGAUCUUUAUUUGCAGAAGGUAAACUUGGUAUUGAUUUGUGUUGGUUCCUCUAGUACUUUACUUAUCACAUGCUUCAAUGAAAAACAGACAUUCAACAAACUUGGACUGGGUGAGGUGGCAUUACCAAGUCUGUGUGUUAGAUUCAUUAAAACCUUAGCAAAAUAGUUUCCAUCUGCUGCUGAACAAAUGGUUGUUUCCGUAAUUCGGGUGUCCAAAUAAGUGUGUUUGUUGAACUGCAAAUAACACAGUGCAUAAACAACUCUGCAGACCUGGAAAAGAGUAGAACAACACAGAAGAUCAUAGUCUUACAGCUGUCUUGUAAAGCACGUUUGUGUCUUUGCUUGUGGCCUUAUGUUAAAUGGAAAGAACUACUCACAGCAAAGACCUUCAACAUUUCCUUGAAGAGUGUGCAGUGUGUUCACUCCCAAGCUUCUGAAGGAGGACCAGAGGGGUGUACAGUAAUUAAAAGUCACCGCAAUUAUUCCCUCCCUUGCCUAGAUGGUCCUGUACACUGCUGCAUGGUGAGCACUGGGAGGGUGGAGGUUUCCUUCAUAGUUGCUCCAUGUCUGGCUGGCCUCAGCACUCUCUCAAUAAUGACAAAAAAUACUGCUUUUUUAUUAUUAUUAUUGUAUUUAUUUUUUUCCACUGAACAAGCUGAAGCCAGGCCCAGGGUGCUCUCCCCAGCACUCAGUCUCACUUGGGACGUGCUCCAACCUCCACAAAUGCAGAAGCGAAAUAACUGAUACGUGGCAGAAGACGGCAGAAAAAUGAUGCUGUGUGUAAGCACACUGCCCUCAUGGGGCGGUCUCCUGCAGCCUGGCUCUUGCUCUCCUGAAGUCUUGCAAAGCCUGGCCUCAGCUGCUGGGCAGCAUACGCUCCAUUUUCUAGGGUCUGCUGGUGGCCAUGAGCCAUGUUGCGUGGCCGAAUGUGGUGAGGUGGUUCUUCUGGAAAAUAGCUUCUUCCCUUUAGAAUGCCUCUAUUAAAAUGUUAUUUUCUUA
This is a messenger RNA of Cygnus atratus (black swan), 2228 nucleotides long. RefSeq names its product transmembrane protein 45A (gene TMEM45A). NCBI's taxonomy places the organism in Eukaryota, Metazoa, Chordata, Aves, Anseriformes, Anatidae. The record is from RefSeq and is a predicted model, not a curated record. The transcript is spliced from 6 exons. Bases 256 to 1083 code for a protein of 275 amino acids.